Durusdinium trenchii is the source of this 371-nucleotide messenger RNA. NCBI's taxonomy places the organism in Eukaryota, Dinophyceae, Suessiales, Symbiodiniaceae. The record is from the annotation of a GenBank genome assembly.
GGGUCUUCUUUUGAACAUCUAUGAGAAGCUGUUGACCAUCAUUAUUGCAGUUGGUAUGGCUCCAACAAGGGAUGUGUUGACAGUCUUUGGCGAGAGUUUCCCACCAGACUACUUCAGCGUGGACGACUGGGAAUACUACAAUGUUGGCUUCACGUCCAUUCCUGAGAAUCCCGGCGGCGGAGCAAUCACAGGCUACGGCUACAAUGGCAAGGGCCAAGGUAAACCCUCGGAUGGCAAGGGAUCGGCAUCGGCCAGUGGCGACGGACCUGUGAGCUUUUCAGCGUUGCUGCUGACCUACUUGCAGAGCACAGAUUUGGUUGUGCAUGGCAGGAAUGUGCAAGCACUACGUGCAAUGGAGAUCGCAUUGCAAA